AUAUUCAUACAAUCCCUGCGCAUACAGUCAACAGUAGUUGGUCUAAAGAGUGCAGGGUGCAGUAGUGGAUGUAGGAAUAUCUUCUGUUCAGUACCAGCAGCACCACACCUCUGUUGGAUAAUGACCUCUACAGCCCAGCAGCUGCUGCACUCCCAGCGGGAUGUGCUCCUGGAGUGGACACGUGUCCACCCUGCCCCCCUACUACGCUGGCUAUGUGACGCCAGGGUACUUUCUCACGCCCACUACCUGUCCCUGCUGGAGCGUUCGCCCUCCAAUGCCGUUGCGCAGGCCCUGGAGACGGUGUGCGCAAGUGAGGAGAGCAGCCGCGGCUUCCUGCAGGUCCUGAGGGAGGUGCAGGACUACUACUGUGAGGAGCUGCAGGUCUGGGUGGAGAGACACUGCAGGGAGAGGACAGAAGGGAUGAAGGAGGCCAAACCGGUUAGAGUGGAGGAGAAGAAAAAGCCAAAAAGCCCCAUUUCAAAACUGUUCAAAGGCAAGAGUAAAUUCACUGUGACCCCUGAGGUCAAAGUUGAGGAAGGGUUGAAACCUCGGUGGAGUGUAAAAUCUUCUCAUCUCAGAGUUCCCCUUUCAGCUCACAGAAAUACCCUUCUGGAACGUACAGAACGACUUACAUCUUACGCAGAAGGGGGAGGACAGGCCGCCAACUCUGCUUCUCACAUUGAGAUCCGAUACACUGAUCUCUUCGUGACUGAGGACAACGAGUCAUUUGACAGCAGCCAGCAUGAGUACUUCACCCUGGCCAGUCGACGGGCACGCAUCUACGCCCACCAGGCCUGCCAACGCAUCUGCCCUCGCCACCUCCUGAGCCCCCAAGGCACCACAGGGCGCCCACCUAAGCGGGUAAAGGUGAAGGGCAUUGCUGGCAUCGGCAAGAGCGUGGCAGUGCAGAGGCUGGUCUAUGAGUGGGCGCUGGGGAAGCACAUGCGUGAGUUCACCUGUCUGUUUGACCUCCGCUUCCGCGAGCUGAACCUGAUCAAAGCCCCGCUGAGCUUACUGGACCUGCUCGAAGACCGAUUCCGCUACUUCAAGACUGUCCUGCCAGACCUUCUGGCCUCACCAGGUCCCUUGCUCUUCAUUCUGGAUGGGCUGGACGAGUUUCAAUACCAACUGGACUGGAAUGCUCCUGACAGUGACAUCGGCGUGGACUCCAAGGUGCCUGUAUCAGAGCUGAUAAUUGCGUUGAUCAAGGGGAGUCUACUCCCAGAAUCUUCUGUCAUCCUGACAUCCAGGCCUUCCACGGAUGCUCCUAAGCGGUUCUUCCAGCGUUGCUGCGUGGUCCUGGGAUUCGAGGAGGACCAGGUGAAGGAGUACACCUCCAAGUUCUACAAGGACCCCGAGGUGUCUGAGAAGGUGUACAACUACAUUCUGGACAAUGACAACCUCUUUGUGCUCUCCUUCAUCCCUCUCUAUUGCUAUAUCAUCUGCACCGCCUUGGCUGAGUUCUUCUCCAGUCAGGAAGAUAGUGACUCACGGUCUCUAGAGUUGAACCCACCUAGGACAGUCAGCGAGGUUUACUACUGCUACCUGUUUACAGCCAUCAAGCACCAUGCGCUGAAAGGUAAGGCGAAGAGGAACAUCCUCAGAUCGGAGGUACUUUCUCUAGUUAGGCAACAGCUGACGAACCUGGGGAGAUUAGCUUACGAAACCCUUCUAAAGAGUAAGAUCAUGUUCGACAUACAGGACCUGGAACGUUAUGGUCUCACGCCAAUAGAUAUACAGAGCACCUUCCUCAGUCAGAUCCUGGUGCCUCUGAAAGAGGAGAGGGUGGAGAUGUUUUCCUUCUUCCACUUGACCGUCCAGGAGCAUCUGGCCGCCCUGUACUGUGCGAUCAACCUCUCAAAGCAGGGUCACAUAAUCCAGGCUCUGGACUUCUGGUGCUUUGGUGAGAUCCCCCCACCUUCCAGCUACCCAACUCCCCUACUGAGCCAAGACCUCCACCUGGACCAGACUAGGGUGGAGAACCUGCAGAUGUUCACUCGCUUCUUCAUGGGACUUCUCCGGGCCAGGCUGGGAGGGCAGUUAGAUGGGCUGGUGCUGGCCCCUCUGGAGGUGGGCUUGGAGGGGGAGGAUAUCCCCAACAGGCUGGGUAUCUGGUUCCAGAACCAGUUUAAAGGUAGGCAGCUAGCCAACCAGACGGCGCUGAACUUGCUCCACUGUUUGAUGGAGCUGCACAUGAAGGAAGUCACCAGCAAGGCGUCUCCAGAGAUCCAGAGUCUGAACCUGUUCAAGAUUAAGAUGAGCGUGGUGGACUGUGCAGCAUUACACUAUGUGUUGCAGUUCUCCCCACAUAGGCUCGAGGAGCUCAAUCUGGGAUACUCCAACAUCGGAAACAGAGGUCUUAGCAGGCUAGCUCCAAUAUUGCACCGCUGUGAAUCUCUUUAUCUGCGAUAUAACUGUCUGGAAAGGGAGGCAGCAAUCCUGGAAUCUGCAGUGUUGAAAUCAAACGAGUGUCAGGUGAAGAAGCUUUUUAUGUGCGGUAACAACUUGGGUCCAGAAGGGGUUCUGGAGCUGUGGAAGGCCCUGGAGCAGAACAUUACACUGGAGGAACUCUACUUGGACAUCACUGGCAUCACAGAGAGAGGAACAGAGAACAUUGUCAAUUGCCUCAGCAAGAACACCUCUCUGAAAACACUGACCAUCGUGGGGAAUGACAUUGGGGAGGUGGGGAAGAGGAGGCUGAGGGAGCUAGGGCAUCGACGGCCGGGGCUCCAGAUCAUUGGGAACUUUGUGGACGACCUAGGACUGCUAAACGCCUACCUGGACUGGGUAGAGGAGAUACGGGAUGACCGGGACCAGAUGGACUCAGUGAAGAACGCAGAUGCCCUACAGUCCAUCUUGAAGGGGCUGAGGGUGGGAGCAGGUGGGGAGAAUGGGGAGGGAGGGGAAGGAGAGAACACAGCCAAAGCCCUGGAGCUGGAGACCAAGAUCUUGGAGCUUUUGAACGCUCCCACUCACCUGGCUGGAGUGAGAUGACUUCACUUAACCUUUUGCUCUGUGAGGAGCACAGGUUAUCCACAAAAUGAGAUGACUGAUCAAGUCUAAAUGGGCAAAAUAAAAUGCAACCACACCUUUGCAUCGUCACAAAACCAGAGAACAACCCUUGUCCAGUGAAUUCCACAAAGCAAGCAUAUUGCAUGUAACAAACUGUUACAUGACCUACAGCAUGGUCAAGCAAGUGAAUGUUUCCAAAAUGUUCUGACAACUAUUGAUUCAGAACCACAGAGAGUUACCACGAGUCUCAACGAAAACAGGACCUGACUCCACUAUUCCAGCACCAUUUCAACUUCAACACUUCAACCACAUCAAAUCACAUGUUCUUAGUUUAACACAGUGACAAUUAAAAGAUACCAAAAACUAUUUAGUCCAUUGAGCAAAAUAUGAUGUGGCUGUCCAUGGUUCUAAUUUCUGUGUGUUUUUUGUGUGUGUGUGUGCAAUUGCAUGUAAUUAAAUAUGUUGACUCACCCUACUUGUUGAUAAAACGGUCAACCACUCUGUCA
Messenger RNA from Oncorhynchus masou masou (cherry salmon), 3518 nucleotides. RefSeq names its product NLR family CARD domain-containing protein 3-like. Lineage: Eukaryota; Metazoa; Chordata; Actinopteri; Salmoniformes; Salmonidae. The transcript is spliced from 9 exons. The record is from RefSeq and is a predicted model, not a curated record. Gene Ontology annotation, molecular function: protein binding. Bases 121 to 2994 code for a protein of 957 amino acids. Gene Ontology annotation, cellular component: cytoplasm.